Messenger RNA from Osmerus eperlanus (European smelt), 1261 nucleotides. Its product is annotated as calpain-2 catalytic subunit-like. The transcript is spliced from 5 exons. The record is from RefSeq and is a predicted model, not a curated record. The coding region runs from base 177 to 614 and encodes 145 amino acids. Gene Ontology annotation, biological process: proteolysis. Gene Ontology annotation, cellular component: cytoplasm. Gene Ontology annotation, molecular function: calcium-dependent cysteine-type endopeptidase activity. Lineage: Eukaryota; Metazoa; Chordata; Actinopteri; Osmeriformes; Osmeridae.
CAAGGAAUUGGCACAAACGCUCAGGCCAUAAAAUAUCUCGGACAGGACUACAAUGAACUGAAAAGGAAUUGCCUGGAGUGCAGACAGCUUUUUCGAGAUGAAACCUUCGAAGCCAUCCCAUCCGCUUUGGGUACAAACUAGGACCAAGUUCCUACAAAAUCCGAGGUGUUUCCUGGAUGAGACCUACAGAAUUGUCCUCCAAUCCACAGUUCAUUGUUGCAGGUGCCACCAGAACUGAUAUCUGCCAAGGGGCUCUUGGUGACUGUUGGCUUUUGGCAGCCAUCGCUUCCUUGACUCUGAACGAGGAGGUUCUGGCACAAGUUGUUCCCCAUGGGCAGCGUUUUGAGAAUGACUACGCAGGCAUAUUCCACUUCCAGUUUUGGCAGUUUGGCGAGUGGGUGGAUGUUGUCAUUGAUGACAGGCUGCCAGUGAAAGAUGGAGAGCUGCUCUUUGUGCACUCAGCUGAGGGGACGGAGUUCUGGAGCGCCCUGCUGGAGAAGGCUUAUGCCAACACGACUUGGCACCUGCCCACACUGCCAGAAGUAACAGAACCUGGUUUAAUGACCAUGGUAUCACUUGAUUGGUCAGCAAACUUGCCUGACCUGAACCCAUAGACUCUAUGAGUAUUGUCAAGAGGAAGAUGAGAGACACCAGACCCAACAGUGCAGACGAGCUGAAGGCCGCUAUCAAAGCAACCUGGGCUUCCAUAACACAUCAGCAGUGCCACAGGCUGAUCGCCUCCAUGCCAUAUUGAUGCAAUUAUUCAUGCAAAAAGAACCCAGACCAAGUAUUGAAUGCCUAUAUGAACAUACUUUCCAGUCGGCUGACAUUUCUGUAUUAAAAAUCCUUAGGUUUAUUGGUCUUGUGUAAUAUUCUAAUUUUCUGAGAUACUGAAUUUGGGGAUUUCAUUAGAUGAAAGUCAGAAUCAUCAAAAUUAAAAUGAACGCUUGAAGUAUUUCACUGUGUGUGUAAUGCAUCUGUAUAAUAUAUGAGUUUCAACUUUUGAAUUUACUAAUCAAAAUAAACAAACUUUUCCACAAUAUUCUAAUUUACUGAGGUACACCGAUACUCAUAGUUCAAGCAGUGCAUUUGUAAGGGAGCGUGCUGCACAUGUCAUUAUCAACAGGAUUUGGAAAAUCAACCGAUGCAAUAGGAGCUGUAUUCCAAUUUAAGAAUGUCUUCAAGAAUCUCUUUAAGAAUCUCUUCAUACCCUUCAUGUGUUGUCAUUAAAUGUAACUUGGAAACAAGUAGUUUGUUCUGC